AUGAAGGCAACGACGACAGCACUCCUCUUCCUCGCAGCCGCCGUCACCACCACGGCUGCUGCCCCCCAAGCCCACCACCAGCACGCCCGCCGCCAGAACGCGAAAGAAUACGACGUCCUCACCACCCCGGACGCCGACAUCGCCGCGCUGCUGGCCUCCUCGUCCAUCGCUGCCGACGACGAUGUCAUUUCCGCCACGUUCGACAACCCCCGUUUCCGCGGCUUCUCGGGCGCCUUCACUGACGAGGAAGUGGCGACGCUGAGGGCUGCUGAGGGCGUGGUGGUCAGCGUGCGGGAGGCGGUCGAGGAGAAGAUGGUGGUGCCGGAGAUGCGGAGGCGGAGGCGGAUGGGGAUGGGAGGGAAGAAGAAGAGGGAGGAGGUGGACGUGGAGAAGAGGCAGGAGAGCGGAGGAGGGGUUGAGAGCAGGGACGAUGCGACGUGGGGGUUGCAGAGGAUUAGUCAGGAGGGGAAGGUGGAGGUGGUUGGGGGCAGUACGACGGGGAGGGGAUACACGUACACCUGGAAGGACACGUCCACGCUCGGCGCAGGUGUGGACAUUUACGUCAUGGAUUCCGGUAUCUAUACGGAACAUGAAGAAUUUGGUGGACGUGCGAUCGAGGGGUACAACUUUUACCCUGACCAACCGGGCGACAAAUUCGGCCACGGAAGCCACUGUGCCGGCUCUGCUGCUGGAUCAACUGUUGGCGUCGCGACCAACGCGAGCCUCAUCUCCGUGAAAGUCAUCGCAGAUGAUGGGCUUGGUUCCACGUCGGGUUACCUCGGCGGCAUCGAUUGGAUCCUGUCUCGCCACGCGAACCGUUCCACCGAAGCCGAUUUCGUCGCCUCGGUCGUCUCCAUCUCCCUCUCCUGGAGCCGCGUCUUCGAAACCAUCGACACAGCCACCAAAGAGCUGACAGCCGCCGGUCUCCACGUCGCCAUCGCCGCCGGCAACACCUACAACGACGCCUGCACGUACUCGCCCGCCUCCCUCGGCGGCGCCGCCAACGCCAACGCCGCGCUCGUCGUCGGCGCCAGCACCAUCGCCGACAGCAUCCUCUGGUUCUCCUCGACGGGGCCCUGCGUCGACGUGUACGCCCCCGGCGCCGAGAUCGUGUCGGCAGCAGUUACGGGCGGACCGACCGACUACGUCUCCGACAGCGGGACAAGCAUGGCCACGCCGCACGUGGCGGGGUUGCUGGCGGUGCUGGCUGCAGAUGACGCUGCGGCGUUGGCGGACAGCCCUGCGGCGGCGAAGGAGAGGUUGGUGGCGUUGGCGAGGGGCGGCGGGGUUUUGGCGCAGAAUGAGAAUUUUGUGGAGGGGGGUGAGGUGCUGUUGGUUGGGAAUGGGGCUUAUUAG
Messenger RNA from Lasiodiplodia theobromae, 1356 nucleotides. Its product is annotated as Peptidase S8/S53 subtilisin/kexin/sedolisin. Gene Ontology annotation, biological process: proteolysis. The record is from RefSeq and is a predicted model, not a curated record. Lineage: Eukaryota; Fungi; Ascomycota; Dothideomycetes; Botryosphaeriales; Botryosphaeriaceae. The transcript is spliced from 5 exons. Bases 1 to 1356 code for a protein of 451 amino acids. Gene Ontology annotation, molecular function: serine-type endopeptidase activity.